This is a messenger RNA of Cladocopium goreaui, 6329 nucleotides long. The record is from the annotation of a GenBank genome assembly. Lineage: Eukaryota; Dinophyceae; Suessiales; Symbiodiniaceae.
GAUGCAACUGCGUGGCCAGAGAUUGCGCAGAGUCCAUGUUUGUGAAACAUGACACGCGGAGCCACACCGCCGAUGGACGACCACACCAAGGAUGCUUUUCCAAGUGGCCUUCAAUCCUGGGCUACGAUGCCAGCAGAGGAAGUCUGGCAGCCCCUUCUCAGUGGUGUUCUGCAGGAGUUUGACCACCGCGUGGACCUUCCGCGACAUAGCAAACUCCUGGAGCAGGUCAAUGUCACCACAUUGAUUUCCGCUGAACAAGUCGUGUUGGCUAUUCAGCAGGAAAUGCGCAGUGCUGGCAGGAUGUCCAACACCCUGGAAUCUGGACGUGAACUUUCUACUGUGGCCUUUGAUCUCGCCGCCUUUACGAACAGUGCUGGACCGUACACACUCAAUGAGAUCUACCAGACAUUCAGCUUCUGCGACAAGAUCCAGAGCAUCCAAGACCAUGCCACCAAGGAGCUCCAGCGCCGGCUCCACAUGCCUGGCAUGUUUGGUUUCUGCGCCAAGGCGGUUCCGACGCUUCAUGCUGAAGGUUCACUUUGGAGUACUUGCGCUACGCUGUUGAACGAGGAUGAGGUGAAACCAAAGCCUGAAGAUGGCAUGGAGUCAGCCUCCAUCGAGGAGGAAGCCGAGCUAGGAUCCCAUGCCAGAGAAAGGUGGACACCUCCAAAUCGUGAAGAGAUGCAACUCUUCCUUCGUGCCGGGGCGCACCUGAACCACCCGGAUGAUGGAGGGGAGACCGUUUUGAUGGUGGCUUGUCGGGCAGCCUGCCUCUGGGCCUCUGAGGAGCCAGAAACUCAGCCAGAUUGGAACACCGCUCAUCCCCAGGAUGUGGCCUUUGCUGAGACUGUCAGCUGCGUCUGUGAGGAGGCGCCCUCGACAUGGUCGACGGAAGAUCGGAUCGGCAGGACGCCAUUGGGCCUCCUAGCAGAGGUUUUUCAAGACAGCUUGCAGGGUAUGGUUCCCAUUGCAACGCUCAGAGCAUUGCUUGAUGGUCUCAGCACGUGUUUCUCCAAAGCACCGAGCUCCAUUAUUUGGGCACUCAGGUGUAGCGAUUCUUUGCGAAACGCAGCUGAGACUUUGAGCCGCUUCUUCAUCAAGGAGCAACUGACUUUGCCGGUUCAACUGACCCGACUAUUGCUUUGGAUGGAAGUGGUCAUGGGUGGAGCCUGGGAGGCCAGCGAAGAUCAGCGACACCUCACAGAAAGAUUGCUGAUGGACUCGGUAACCCUAGACAUCGAGGACAUCAUGGAUUCAGCAAUCCGUCUUCGUGAGUUUUCCGACCAGAUGGAGAAGAAAGUGGAGGAAUGGGAAGCAGAAGAAGCAGAAUUAAAGCUGGCGGAGUUCGAGGCUCGGUGCGCAAAGAAAGCGAGCCAAUACGAGGACCGCAUCGCGCGCCUGGAAGCUGAAAUCGCCCGGCGCGCUGGCAACUUGCAGCUGUUGCCACAGCUCCAGCUGUCGCCUCAAGAGGUUGAGAAGAAGGAUGCGGAUGCAGAUGCAGAUGCGGAUGCGAAAUUGGAAGAAAAACCAAUCAAGAAGCCACCAGCAAAGCCUCAGGGACGUGUUCUCGAAGAGGCCAAACAAGUGGUCGAAGACAUUCGAUCGGACAGGCUGGUGAACUCUGGUUGGGACGAAGGAGUUUCCGAAGAAGUGAAGAGUGGACUUCUCGCCCUGCGAAGGUCACUCUGUGCAGCAGUCGAAAGGCUGGCAAUGGAUCUUUAUGCAGAUGAAUGCCAUUGUCUGUGGGAGCUCAUGCAAAAUGCAGAUGACAACAAGUACACGGGUGAAGCAGUUCCAGAGCUCACCUUGGCGCUGGAAGUGGACGAAGAGCGAGCCUACGUUUGGACCUCCAACAACGAGAUUGGACUAUCUUCAGAGGACGUGCGAGCUAUCUGCAAUGUAAAUGCGAGCCUCAAAGGUGCUGGGCAGACUGGUCACAAGGGUAUUGGUUGGAAGAGCGUCUUCCGCAUCAGUGACUGUCCACAUGUUCUGUCAAAUGCCUUCGCGUUUAAGUUUGACACGCGAGGGCCUUUAGGCAAGCUGGCGCUUGUAACUCCAACAAAUCUCUCUGACGAGGAGGUGGAGGCUUUACCUGCUCCUGUUCGUGAAGCAAAGGCUGCUGGCAAUACUGUGAUGUUCCUCCCCUUACGCUCCAAGAGUGAUGCCUUGGCCGUGGAUGUGGAACUGCGGCACAUCGCCGCGCAACAUUUGUGCCUGGCCUUUCUUCGGCGCCUACGACGUGUUCGGCUUCAUUUUACAGAAGGCUCCAUGCUCUUACAGCGCUCCGAGGCUGAUCUUGCAAAGCUCUACUUUCCGGGGGCAUCAAACUUGGUAGCUGUGAAGAUCACAGAGUUCACUGAGGCGGGAGAGAAGAGGACCCAAAUGCCAGAGUAUGUGCUGCAUCACCACAAUGUGGCUCUACCGGGUGAGACAGUGGCUCUUACACUGGCUUUCCCGGUGGCCUUUGCCUUGGAUACCACCCAAGGCAGCGAAGAGGAUGAGGAGCUCUUCAAGGCACCCUUGCAGCCCCUUUUCACCUUCUUGCCUGUGAAAGUGGUGGGCUUCCGCUUUGCCAUCCAAGGUCCCUUUGACCUCACCGCAGAUCGUGGGAACCUUCAUGGGAAGUCACAGCGCAAUCGGUCCCUUUGUGCUUCUGUUCCGCUGGCAUUCCAAGCGGCUCUACAAAACUUGCCUGGCCUGAGAAGCCGCGCACUGGACCUGCUCGGGCAAGAAACGCCAGAGGCCACCUGGCUACUGGUCCGAGGACAGUUGCUGGAGGUGCUGAAGGAAGUUGAAUGCAUCCCAACUGAACCUGAUGGGCAACUUGCACGUCCAGGAGAAUGCUUGCUUCCUGCAGAGGAGCCGAAGUUGGCAGAGGCUAUGCAGCAUUUACCACCUGAUGUCCUUUGGGAUCAUUGCGGACGACGGCUUGUUCAACGACAGUGGGCGUUGCGCCAUCGAGCACAAACUCAGGGCUUAGGCUUAGAGGAGUUUGGUAUCGACCAAUGGCUCCAAGUUCUGCAGGAGACGGAGAGCAGCGGCAAGAGGAGCCUGGUGGCAGAUGCUGCAAAGAAGGAGGACCAUGGCUUCUUUAAGCGACUUUUUGCUCUGCUGGGAACAGCUUUAACAGAGAAGCCCGAGGUCUUGGAGGGCCUGUGCCAAGUGCCGCUGCUGCCAGAUUCUGCAGGAAAUGUGCUUCGAGUCUCUGAUGGGCCAGUUUUUUCCUCCUAUGCUUCCGACGUGCCUAAGUGCUGGCAGAAGAAGCUAGAGGCGGUAGGCGCACUGCGUGUGCUGAACGACAAAGUCCACAGUGGCUUGGAGGCCGCAGGGCAACGCUUCCUGCGGCAGCUUGGCGUUUCCAGGCUAACCCGUCAAAGCCUAGUCCCUUUGUGUGCAAGCUGGCACUUGGGUUUGGCGGAUGGCAAUUUUCAAAGUGGCGGUAGCAGCAGCAGCACAGCUCUGCCAAGGUCUUCAGAGACAUCUGUAGAGCUUGACGAGACGGGGUCUCCAGCUGAAGGAGUGAAAAGUUGUCCGUCAGGUACCUUGAGGUGUGCGGUCUGGGCCAGCUUGGCCUGCCUGCGCCAGCACUUUCUGACGGGCGCAACUGGGGUGCCAAGCCAGGACAAGAAGGAAGAGGUGCCCUGGUCCGAUCUUGGGCAGUUGUUGGUGCCAUCCAGCAGCAUUCGCAGUGGCCUGGGUCCCUGUGCGCGGCUCACGUGCCCCACCUACUUCGGUGAAGCUGCGGGCAGCGAGCUGCAGCAGGAUGUACUGGUGGCCAUCAUGGGCUUCAUCUAUGGCGUUGAGGCGGAAGUUCGGGACAUUGGAGUCUUUGCUGAUGCUCCACCUGUUUGGCUCCGGGAAGAACAGGAAUCGGUGAAGAGCGAGGUCGCGGACAAGCUGAACUGGGAGGCUUUCCUUGAUGCCCUAGGCAUGAAACCCUUGUCUCCUUGCACCUUCCACCGGAAAGUUGCUGGGACAGUCUUGACAAUCGAUCUGGGUUGGCGGCUCUCCAGCUGUGAGUGGUGGCGAGCAGUUUGUGCAUCUUCCACAGCUUUGAACUACAUCGAGCUGCGUCUGAAGAACGCUGACCGGGUCGAGUUGACGUGGCUUCGUCAGUUGCGCACCCCGGAACGCGUGGACGUUUCUGAGCUCUUCUUGCGAAGCACGUACGUGCGCUAUGGUGGCCACUUUUUGCCAUACAUGGACAUGGAGGAGAGUGAAGCUCUCAGCUGCUUGCAGCGGCUUCAGGUGGCAACUGAGCUCAACGGCCCGGGACUGCGGAAAUGUCUGCGUGUUUUGCAGCUGCGUCGCUGCCACGACAUCAGCGUCUUCGCAGACCUCUAUGCUGCCUUGCAGGCCUUGCCCAAGGCAGAGCAAUCCUCGACAAAUUCCUGGGGAGCUUCGGAGAAUCCAGCACAGUUCCAGGUGUUUCUUCCGCCAAGCAACUUCGAAAUCGCCCAGAAGUGUCUGUGGACUGACGAUGGCCGCAGCUGCCUUCGCUGGCUCUGUGGCUACCAUGUGCUGCUGCCGGAAUAUGGCCGGUUUGGAAGCGCUUGCAGAUCUUGGCUACUGGGGCCACACGUUGGAGUGCGGCAAGAUUUGAAUUCCCUGGAGGCCUCUGACUUUUUGAAAGCCCUACGAUCACUUGUGGAGCAGGCAGACAUUGCCAGUCGCAUGGAAGAGCGACAAAAGCGCCUUAGAGGUCGAGACUCGCCCAGUGCAGCAGUUUUCUUGGAAGAGUUGCAGUCAACCGCAGUCCACGCGUACAAAUACUUGGCCAAGUGCUGUGUUGUCGAGAGUGAGGAGGAAAGGAGUCGCGCAAAUAGUGCAACUGCUCUUGCUUUCCAACAUGAGGCCUUGAUUGUGCUUACGGACAAGGACUGGCCGAAACCAAAAAGGUUGAAGACACACGAGGCCUUUUGGGAUGUUCACCCAGAUCUUGCCUCGUCAAAAGCUGCAAAGUUGGCCCUGAAGGGACGCCUGCCUCCAGACGACUUGGACUUGCUGAAAAAGUUCUUCGUGAAUGUUGUGGGCAUUCCGGAGAGCCUCACACAGCAAGACCUGGAAGCACGCCUUCGUGUCCCGUUGAGUCAGGAGCAACGUCAGGAGAGCAGCUGGCAUGAAGGCUUCGGGCUGGCAGACUUCGAGGAUUUUGCCACUGUGCGGCGUGGUCCAGGUGUUCUCGGUCCUGGUUCAGGAGAAGAAGACUUCUUUCGGCAUGCUGACGAUCUACCUUCAGGAGAAUUUGGUUCUUCAUCCAUGGGAUCUUCAGGGUACCAAAGCCAAUCAGGUGGACAUGCAGCCAAUCCAGGAGGAGGACACAGCAGCUUUGCAGCUUCGAGUGGCUCCCAGGAGGCAGGAAGUUCUGCUGACGAAGCAAGGAAUACGAGGCAAGAUGCUGAUACAGAUGGCGCAGCUAGAGCAUCAGGCAGUGCCGAGCCUCCCGCUGAUGAAGCUCCGUCAGGAGAGCCACAAGAGACCAUUCCGGAAGAGGAAGAGGAGCCAGAGGAGGAAGAGGAGGAGGAAUUUGAUUGGGAUGGUCAAGAUGCAAACGAUCCCUACAAGGUGCUGCAUGUGGAGAAGGAUGCUAGUGAUGAAACCAUCAAGCGAGCGUACAAAAGGCUUGCGCUGAAAUAUCACCCUGACAAGAACAGAGGCAGCGAGAUUGCCCAGAAGCGUUUCCAGGUCAUUGCCGCUGCCUACGAAACUCUCAGGGACCCUGAGAGGAGGAGGGCCUAUGACGAAGCAGCUGCAGCACGUGAGUACGCAAGCCAGGAGCAGGAUCGACCAACGCCUGAAUGGAAGCCAAAGGUCUCUGUGGAAAAAGCUCGAGAGAUGUUUCGAAGCUUCUUUGGAGACAGAGAGACCGUUUCGGAGGCAGCACUGCCGCGGCGUCCUCCUGCCACACCUAUGCAAGAGGCUGCUCCACGUCCAGCAGAUUCGUCACACGCAGCAGCUUCAUCAUGUGCAGCAGGUUCAUCAGGAAAGAAAAAGACCCUCUCAAAAGAAGAGUACAAGCAGCUUUUGAAUCAGCUUCAAGAAGCAGAAGAGACAGCCAAGAUGUGGAAUGAGGAGGUGGAAUUGGCUCGUCAGCAACUCUCAGAAGCAGAAGCAACCCGGGACCGUUACUUGCGCAUUCUGCAAGAGUGCUACGAUCGCACCACACGGAGUUAACUCGGAGAUCUGGAAGGACUUUUGCGCCAGAGCCUUCAGCCAGUUGAAACAUAACCUGGCUCGAUGUGACUUGUACAUACGGGAUAUCUUUGGUCAAGGGCUUUCCGACUGCAAGCAGCAGAAGAUUUUGGGAGCUUGGGGUGUCUCCAAAUUUG